GAGAGAAGUAGAGCGCGAGAGAGAGAGAGAGAGAGAGCGCGAGAGAGAGACGUUCACCUUGUCGAGGCGCGAUAGGGAUCAGACGCCUUCCAAUGGAGUGUGUGUGAUCCAUAUACCUGUUGCACCGCGGAAGGUAGCUGUCUGUAGUGCAGACUCCAACCAUGGCUCGAAGUCUGAGGUGGCUGUUCUUCGGAGUCCUGUCCUUCUCCUGUUCGACUCUUCCCUGCAUCGGAUUUAACCUAGAUGAAAGGUUUCCCGUCAUUAAGGAGGGCAAAACCAGUGGAAGCUUUUUCGGAUUUUCUGUCGCCCUCCAUAAACAGACGGUCGGAUCCCAGAAAUACCUGCUCCUCGUGGGAGCCCCCAAGGAGAAGGCUGAAAACCUGAAGAACGUCAAUGAAACGGGCGCUGUCUACUUCUGUCCCAUUACCACGGUGACGACCGACUGUUCCCGGGUGGAUUUCAACUCGAGUACACAGACACCAUUAGAAAAGGAUGAUCAGUCAGAGAUGGUGGAGGGCAUGUGGCUGGGGGUGACCGUGGCCAGCCAGAAAGACCUCCCCGAUGGCCGCAUGCUGGCAUGCGGCCAUCGAUACGUCAAGUUGUACCCGGGAGGGAGCGAGAAGCAGCGGCGCAUGGUGGGCAAGUGCUACGUGAGGGGCAACAACCUGACCUACGACCCCAACGACCUGUGGCAGAAUAACCAAUACGAGUUCUGCAACCCCGCCUUCGACAAGGAUCUGGAGGGCAUGUGCAACUUGGGCAUCUCCGGGGGCAUCACGGGCACCGACGUCUACAUUGGCUCGCCCGGGAGCUUCAACUGGCAAGGAAACGUUCACAUCACGUGGAGAAAUCCAGACCCCAAUAGCGCCUGGGACUCCGACGACAAGCAAUUUGGUCAGAAAAAGACCUACAACAACUACAUGGGUUACUCGGUCCUCCAAGACAAGAAGCUUCUGAGUCGUGACGACUACACCUUGGUGACGGGGUCUCCGAGGGACGAGUCCAAGGGCUCGGUGACACUGGCCUCGACCAACAACAAAAUCCUGCCGCAGCUUCUGGUCAUCCCCGGGCAGCAAGUGGGCUCGUACUUCGGGAACAGCUUGGCCAUCACAGACCUCAACAACGACGAUUGGAACGACCUGAUCGUGGGCGCCCCGUUCUACUUCGACCGCUCCAAAGACCACGGCGGGGCGGUCUACGUCUACAUGAACGAGAACGGGUCGUUCCGGAAGGAGCCCAGCAUGGUGCUGAAGGGGCCCGUCAGCUCCGCCUUUGGCUUCGCACUCGCCGCCAUCGGAGACGUCGACCAAGAUGGAUUCCAAGACUUUGCUGUAGGAGCCCCAUUCCACGAGACGGGGAAGGUCUACAUAUGGAUGGGAAGUAAUGAGGGGAUUACAGAAAAGUACAGCCAGGUUAUUGAGGGAAAAUCGGUAGGCGAUGGGAACUUCAAGACCUUUGGCUACUCGCUGAACGGAGGAAUGGACAUGGAUGACAACAGCUACCCAGACCUCCUGGUCGGAUCCAUGGACGACCGCAUUGCACUGCUCAGAACCAGACCAGUCAUCCACCUAUCUAAGGAAUUCACUGUGCAGCCGAAGAUUGUCGAUCCCACUAAGUGUAAUAACAUUGGCAAGGCCUGUAUUAGAGCGAAGGUGUGUUUCUCCUACACUCUAAGCAACGGGAACAAAGGCUUACAGAAAGAAGUUGUGGUGAGGUACACCAUAGAGGCCGACAUGGACAGGUGGAAGACCGCACGAGUUUACUUCCGCAGCACCAAAAAUGCAACCUACACAGCCUCCAUCUCCCUGAGCUCCCCUGACCAGAAGUGUCAGAAACUGGAGCUUAAUGUGAUCACGACGGUGAGGGACAAGCUGGACCCCGUGGUGUUCGAGCUCACCAUGGCGCUGCAGGAGCUGAAGCCCGACGCGCAGGGGCUGCAGGACCUGGACUCCUUCCCCAUCCUCAGCCAGGAGCAGAAGACCACCCAGAGAGCAGAGUUCCACUUCCAUAAGGAGUGUGGCUCGGACAAUAACUGUAACAGCAACCUGCAGCUAACAGCAGAGUACGCUCCUGAGGGCACGGAUGAACCUUACCCCAGAAAGGACCUGGACCAGGUGCUGCAGUACGACAGUAACGUGAAGAAGGUGGUGAUCCUGGUGGAGGUGACCAACCUGCCGGGAGAAGGCAAGCUGGCGGAGGACGCCCACGAGGCCAUGCUCAACAUCAGCAUCCCCAAGUCGCUCAGCUACUUCGGCGUCAGGUUCACGGAGGGCCCAAAGGGGGAAUGUAACUCAGACGGUCAGGACUCUGUAAUCUGCGAGCUGGGGAACCCACUCAGGAGCAAUGAGCGCGUGAAACUGCGGCUAAUUUUCCAGACCAGAGACAUCGACUUGUACACGCGCGAGAUCAAGUCGCUACUGCAGUUGUCAACGCUGAGCCAGCAGAGCGAUAUGCAUCCCGUGGCGGUGGUGCUUCUGGUGGAAAUCUCCAUCCUCACCUCCUUUAACAUAGAGAAGCCGCACGUCCAGGUCUACUCCAGCGGCGAGGUGGUGGGCGAGUCGGCCAUGAAGAAGAGCAGUGACGUGGGCAGCCUGGUGGAGUACACCUUCAACGUGGAGGUGCUGGGACCGAGCGUGGGCACCAUGGGGACGUUGGCCAUUGAGUUUGAAUGGCCGAUUGAGGUGGAGAACGGCAAGUGGCUGCUGUACCUCACCGAGAUCGUGAGCAACAUGAACGGGGCGUCAGAGAUACACUGCUUCCCUCCCGGAGAUGUCGUCAACCCCCUUAAGCUCAAUCUGACGGAGGAGAGCAGCAGCCGCAAAAGGAGCAGGAGGCAGACGCUGGUGCUGGGCGACCCCAGGACCCCCCCCGCGGAGCCUCCGGCGGUCGCCACCCUGUUCUCGCCGCGCAAAGACACCGUGAUCCUGGACUGUGCCACGGGGACGGCGCGGUGCGUCACCUUCACCUGUCCCCUCGUUGACAUGCAGACCGAGGCCAAGGUCACCGUCCGCUCCCGUGUCUGGAACAGCACCCUGCUAGAGGACUACUCCAAGGUGCUCAGGGUCAAGGUGAAGGGAAAGGCCACCCUCAAACUGAUCACAGACAAGACCACCAUCAAGAUGAAGAGCACCACCGUCGAUUUCUCAGUGGACAUAGACCCCGUGUUCGAUGAGGAGGCCCCGUAUGAAAUCCCCCUCUGGAUCUUCCUGGUGGCAGCUGGAGCCGGGGUUGUCCUUCUGGGAAUCAUCAGCCUCUUACUGUGGAAGUGUGGCUUCUUCAAGAGAGCCAACCAGAGGCAGAUGUACGAGGCCAAGGACCAGAAAGCAGAGAUGAAGAUCCAGCCAUCGGAGACUGAGAAGCUGACCGAAGACUACUGAGACCCCCCCCCCCCCCCCCCACCCCCACCCCCACCCCCACUCAAAGCCUCCAUGAUGGUGGGGGUGGUGGGAGGGGGAGUGGGGGGGGGGGGUGGUGCUGGCACACCACUUGGCGUCCCUUGGUAUUGGAGCUCCUCAGCUUCUGCUUCGCCCCGUUACUUUGGAUGGUUGAAGUCUGUUUGGGGACAGACUGUAUUUCUUCGGGGGACAGGCCCGCUUUGUUCGUCUAAAGAUUCCCCCUAACAACUUUUUCUCUUCUUUGACUAAUCCUGUUCCUUCCAGAACUUCUCCUGCCUCGUACGCCUAUUCCAAUCGUCUCCUUUUCUAACUCACUCCUCCUUGGCCCCUCCUAGCUUUCUGAAUCUGUAACGUUUCGGCCGCUUCUACCCCUCUCCCUGUGUGGAACUCUCCGGAUGUUUCCCUAACAGCCCUCUCUUUCUCUGUCUGUCUAACAGUCCCUCUCUUUCUCCCCGUUUCCUUCUUCUGUUUUGUGUCCCUGCACCCCGCCAGCUUGGGUUCUUCAAGCGGGCCGUCUACUAUCGCAUCAUGCCAAAGUACCUGGGGGUGAGGAUCUGCAAGGCAGACCGCUACAAAGGGUGCAUGGGCUUCCCAGCCAGCGAGCCUCAGAGAAAGUACCUGAUCACCAACUGGAGAGAGAUACACCAUUACUACUACUGACCUGUUUCUAGUUCUUUGCGUGGAGAACUCAUGAUUUAUAGGGCAAUGGACCCGGACCGCUGAGCACAAGGGCCAGCUGGGAAUAAUGCGUAUUCAUUUUUGUCUUUUUUUGUUGUUGAUUUAAUUCUGUCCUUUCUUUUUGUGCAAUAUGCUUAUUUGAGCUUUUCAUCUCUCCUUUUCUCCUCUCAUAGUACUUCAGUAAUCCCAGGUGGGAAAUUCAGAUUCUAGGUUCCUGUAAAGACUUGCAUAUCCCUUCUUCUUCUACAAAUACUGACGUUGGCAGUUCUUGAAGCAGUUCAACUGGUGUUGUGGAUGUGAGUGAUGCGCAAUGAGAACCACCUGCACAACAUUGGUGACAAACCUCGCUCCCUGAAAUAACCAGACAUCUCUUAUGUAAUGAAUCGGGAAAGACCAGAAACAGGUCAUUCAAACGUUUUUUUUCUCCAGGGAAGACCGGUCUAGUAGCAUGUGUUGGAAAUAAAUGCUUUAUUUUUAAGAGGGAAGAGUUACUUUGCGAUGACUUCUUUCAUUGCGUGAUAUACCAACGCUUGCGGUUUUGUACAACGGAAUGGGGAUUCGUUCAUGAGUUUAGGACGUUACGCUGUGUUCAUUUGAUUCUUUAUGGAUAUUCCUGUAUUGGUAAAGCCAUUUCAAUGUAUAGAGCACAUUUACUUUCGUUUUUCGAUCAUUUAUUUGUUUCCCUCUCAUCCUCUUUGGAACAUUCACCGACCUUACCUGUGUACGAUUAUACAAGGUAAUUUGCCUUGUUGAUGUAUUUUUUUCUCCCGAUUCACUUCUUUUUUUCUUUUUGGUUUGAAUCUCACCUCGUGGUCAAUCUUUUGUGUGUUUUUUCUUUUUUUCUGAGCUGAAAGUGGUAUCUGGGAAGCUUUUCUCUAAGCUGUCUUGAACUUUGACCUCAAACAUAAGUUCGAUGUACUUUUUUUGGUUUUUGCAACGAGAAACUGCCUUAUUGUUUUUUUAUUUUUGUCUGUUUUUAAUGUCCAGUUAAUUUCAUUUCCUAACCCUUAACGCUAUUACCGAAGAGUAUAGCGCGAAGAACAAAAGAAAUAACUUUAAUAUUGAGGGCGCAAGCAGGAACGCCCAGGCCGCAUCAUGCCAGUACGAAAAAAUGGUAUAGCUAAACAUUAGCACAUGUAAAUGACUAAUCCGAGACCCUCCCCCCCUCCCCCCCCAACACUCCAAUGACCAGGAAUGUGAGAAUAAGUGUGGCUGCUUGGAGAUUUGGAACAAGCAGACAUGUUUUGCGUCAAGAUGGCAGGGGUGCACUUGAAACCACAACGGCUCUUGUGGUUAUUUAUUUAUUUUACUGUUAUAUCUGACUCUUAUCCACUGCAUGGAGUCCUCCACAUAAUCUGAUAUAUGGUAUGGAGUCGCAACACUGGACUUAAUCGUUGUGUGCUUCCAGCGAUGUAUUGAUGAGUGACAUUAUGGUGAUAGUGAUGAGCUAAAUGCAGUAUAAAUUAUAGAAUGCGGCAAAACAUUUCUAUCGGAUGAUUGAGGAAUGCUUAUUGUGUAGAACGGUUUGAAUGAAAUGAAUGCUAUUGUUGUUUUUUUCACGCGAGACUUUGAGAUUGUCCCGGAAGAAUAUAAGUAAAUGCAAUGAAUCAACAGACCCAUUAUGUGGUUGGACUUGUGUCUCCAGAAAACUCCACGGUCAAUUGUGGUCAACCUGCAGCGUUGGAGAAUGAAAAGAAAAACUAAAUGUAUUCGCAGGAGAAAGACUUGUGGGGAGAAGGUGUAGGGUCUCAAUCCCCCGGGAGCACAAAGGUCUUCUGUGGAGAGCCCCCCCCCCCCCCUCUUCUUUCUGAUGGACUUGGUUGAGGAGAGAGUGAAAGAAAGAGGCUGAGAGAGCCAAGGGUCAAGCCUAGGGCACAGACUCUUGUCUUACUGUAUGUUGUGUUCGUUUUUAUUACUGUGCAGUUUCAACAGAAUUCAAGAAUUUGUAAAAAAAAAAUAAUAAAAGUGUAUAAAUGUA
This is a messenger RNA of Gadus macrocephalus (Pacific cod), 6051 nucleotides long. RefSeq names its product integrin, alpha 3b (gene itga3b). The coding region runs from base 162 to 3377 and encodes 1071 amino acids. NCBI's taxonomy places the organism in Eukaryota, Metazoa, Chordata, Actinopteri, Gadiformes, Gadidae. The record is from RefSeq and is a predicted model, not a curated record. Gene Ontology annotation, biological process: cell-matrix adhesion; cell adhesion mediated by integrin; leukocyte migration. Gene Ontology annotation, cellular component: external side of plasma membrane; integrin complex. Gene Ontology annotation, molecular function: integrin binding. The transcript has 25 exons.